Molecule: messenger RNA, 5285 nt
Organism: Phacochoerus africanus (Common warthog)
Lineage: Eukaryota; Metazoa; Chordata; Mammalia; Artiodactyla; Suidae
Gene: ARHGEF26
Product: Rho guanine nucleotide exchange factor 26
Exons: 14
Coding region: 611-3217 (868 amino acids)
Biological process (GO): activation of GTPase activity
Molecular function (GO): guanyl-nucleotide exchange factor activity; protein binding
Source: RefSeq, a predicted model, not a curated record
GAGCCGAAGCCUAGUCCGCUGCAGAGCUCUCCAGAGCUCCCGCCGCCGCGAUUCCGUCCCGGACCUGGGCCACCCACCGGGUGGUGGGUGCUCUUUGGCCCGGGUUCUGCAAAGCCCUGAAGGUAAAUCCGCCUGUGAGCCGGGCAGCUAGAGUGCUAGGGGACCAACGACGGGGGCGGGCGGCUGGAUGGCGGAAGAGGGGAGCGUCCCGCGGCGAGUUUCCCAAGAAAGCUGAACUCGUCCCAAGUUUCUUGUGCAUCAGUUUGCACCCGGCGAAUUGGUGGCGGUCUCUUUCCGUGCGGGUGGUCUUUGGGCUCCGGAGAGACGUGGAGGUGAUUGGAUUAGUACCCCACAGUGUGGCCCAGAUUCUGAGCGGGACUGCGCCGGGCGGUGGGCACAGUUUUUGCCCGAGAAAGGGAGGGUGUUUGACGCGCAGUUGUGUCCGGCGCAGCGUUCGCGUGAUCGCCGGGCUCAGAGCGCGCGUGUCUGCAAGGCGUUCCUGGUUGUCCAGAGGCAAAGUUCCAUGACUUCUUUCCUCUUUAGGCAAGACUAACUGGGUGCUGUUCACCCCGGGGCUGACUCGCUCCCUGCCCCCCACCAAGGCUCCGCUAUGGACGGCGAGAGCGAAGUGGAUUUUUCCAGCAACAACUUAACCCCGUUGUGGCGGAGGCGUUCAACCCCUCAGCCCCAGCUGCUGGGCCGGAGCAAGCCGAGGCCCCAGUCCUACCAGAGCCCGAGCGGGUUGCUGAUCACGGAUUUCCCGGUGGAGGACCGAGGGACGCUCCCUGCGGUGCAGACUCCGGCUCAGGUGCCCACCUCCUCCGACGGCAGGACAGUCCAGAGGAGCCCGCUGCUUCUUUGCGCCCAUCGGAGAGCGGUAACCAAUGGGAGGACCGUCUCGCCGGAGUACAGGGCUGUCUCUCCUCGGCUUCGACGGCCCAAGUCACCCCAGGUACCCAAAGUGGCGUCGGGCGGACCCCCCAAAUCCCCAGCGAAUGGCACGGUGACCUCGCCCGCGCCACAGCAGCUGCACCCCCCGCGGACUCAAGCACCCGCUCCCUGCAGCUCGGAAGACAGGGCCAGAUUCCCCGCCAGCCCUCUGCCUUCUUCUGCUGCAAAUGGGCUUACUCCUAAUAUCGCCUCUCCAGGAGCCCGUUCGCUGCCCGGCCAGAUGGCCAAGGACCCUGAGCGGACACCCUCGAGACUUUCUCCUGCUCCCCAGAAAAGGUACUUAGAACAAAAACUCCCCCUCCAAAGGCUGCCCUCACAGGAGAAUGAGCUCCCGGAGAAUCCUUCAGUGGUUUUGAGCACAAACAGCCCCGCCGCCCUCAAAGUGGGGAAACAUCAGAUCAUUCCGAAGAGCCUGGCCUCGGAAAUUAAAAUAAGUAAAUCUAACAAUCAGAAUGUGGAGCCCCACAAGAGACUGCUCAAGGUUCGCAGCAUGGUGGAAGGACUUGGAGCACCCCUGGGCCCUGCAGAGGACGAGGGCGAGGCGGAGAACGACGUGGACAGCCCGGGGUCUCUGCGGAGAGGCUUGCGGUCCACGUCCUAUCGCAGGGCCGUGGUCAGUGGCGUUGACUUUGACAGUCCUACCACCUCGAAGAAGAAGAACAGAAUGUCCCAGCCUGUUCUGAAAGCUGUGAUGGAAGACAAGGAGAAGUUUUCCAGCCUGGGAAGGAUAAAGAAAAAAAUGCUGAAAGGACAAGGAACAUUUGAUGGGGAAGAAAAUGCUGUCCUGUAUCAGAACUACAAAGAAAAGGCCCUUGACAUUGACUCCGAUGAAGAGUCAGAGCCCAAAGAAGAAAAAUCAGAUGAAAAAAUUGUAAUUCACCAUAAGCCGCUGAGGUCCACGUGGAGUCAGCUCUCUGCGGUGAAAAGAAAUGGAUUGUCUCAGACAGUUAGCCAGGAGGAAAGAAAGAGACAAGAGGCUAUCUUUGAAGUUAUAUCCUCUGAACAUUCAUACUUACUCAGCUUGGAGAUCUUGAUACGGAUGUUUAAAAAUUCUAAAGAACUGAGUGAUACAAUGACUAAAACAGAGAGUCACCAUCUUUUCUCCAAUAUUACAGAUGUCUGUGAGGCAAGCAAAAAAUUCUUUACAGAGUUGGAAGCAAGACAUCAGAAUAAUAUCUUCAUAGAUGACAUAAGUGACAUUGUGGAAAAACACACAGCAUCCACAUUUGACCCAUAUGUGAAAUACUGCACAAAUGAAGUCUACCAACAGCGGACACUUCAAAAAUUGUUAGCCACCAACCCAUCUUUUAAGGAGGUUUUGUCCCGAAUUGAGUCCCAUGAAGACUGCAGAAAUUUACCCAUGAUCUCUUUCCUCAUUCUCCCCAUGCAGAGGGUGACGCGCCUCCCCCUGCUGAUGGACACUAUCUGUCAAAAGACACCUAAGGACUCUCCAAAAUAUGAAACCUGCAAAAGGGCCUUAAAGGAAGUAAGCAAGCUGGUUCGACUCUGCAAUGAAGGAGCCCGGAAGAUGGAAAGGACUGAAAUGAUGUAUACGAUCAACUCCCAGCUGGAAUUUAAAAUUAAGCCUUUUCCUCUAGUCUCCUCUUCCCGAUGGUUGGUCAAAAGGGGUGAGUUGACAGCCUACGUGGAAGAUACUGUGCUUUUCUCAAAAAGAACAUCCAAACAGCAGGUCUACUUCUUCCUCUUUAACGACGUUCUCAUUAUCACCAAGAAGAAGAGUGAGGAAAGUUACAACGUCAAUGAUUAUUCUUUAAGAGAUCAACUACUGGUGGAGUCUUGUGAUGGUGAAGAGCUUAAUUCUUCUCCAGGGAAGAACAGUUCCACAAUGCUUUAUUCAAGACAGAACUCCGCCAAUCACCUCUUUACACUGACGGUCCUUAGUAACCAUGCGAAUGAGAAAGUGGAAAUGCUGCUGGGGGCUGAGACACAGAGUGAGCGAGCCCGCUGGAUAACCGCCCUGGGACACAGCAGCGGGAAGCAGCCUCCGGACCGAACCUCACUGACCCAGGUGGAAAUCAUUAGAUCAUUUACUGCCAAGCAGCCCGAUGAACUCUCCCUGCAGGUGGCAGAUGUGGUCCUCAUUUAUCAACGUGUUGGUGAUGGCUGGUAUGAAGGGGAAAGACUGCGAGAUGGAGAAAGGGGCUGGUUUCCCAUGGAGUGUGCCAAGGAGAUAACAUGUCAAGCUACCAUUGAUAAGAAUGUGGAGAGAAUGGGACGUUUGCUGGGACUGGAGACCAAUGUGUAGCCUCUCCAAUGGUAUUUUGUUACUGCAAGAUUUGCACUACUGGUUGUUCAGGGCUGGUUCUGUUGUUCAUUUUGACACAGCCUAUUUAAUUAAAAGAAUGAAAACACUUGCCUUUAAGCUUGCCAGAUGGUCCUGUUCUCUCAGGAGAACACCUACUGGAUACAGUUAGUUCACGAAGCUCAGUUUGUGCACAGCGAUCCUUUUGCAAACCUCAGUAGGUAAACAGAAGAGCUGAGCAUUCCACUUCAGGGAGCAGGCAGCCUCAGCUAUUCCUAUAGUUUUAUCAAGUUCUGGCAUAAAACAAACUAUGUAAGAUGCUAUAUCCUGGUUUCCUCUACCCUCACUUAACCAAGAAUGUAUACUAUCCCUGUUUAAACAUCUCCUUCAUAUGGUUCUUUCAGUAUUCGCAAGGUUUUAUGUCUUUAAGGAGUGCCCACUUUUGUAGAUAUUUUUCCUGUCUCUUUAUAUUUUAGAUCUGACUCGAAUGCUCUCUUGAUUUCAAAAGGAACUGGUAGAGUUCUGAAGCUGAGCUCAGCUUUUCUAAACCUCUUCCCAAGAAAGGGAAAUUGACACUUGAAUUUUUGCCACUGCUUUCCUCAUCUGAAGGGAAGUAAGGAGGCUUAAAGAUUUUUUUUUUUUAACCAUCUCACCCAAUUUUGGUCUUAGAUAAGUAUAGCCUAAUAAACCAUAAGCUACUCUAACAACAGAGACUUUAGAUGGUUCCAAUAUGUGAGAAAAUCCUGAAUAUAGGACAGGGGUCCUACUUUUUUUUAAAAAAAAAAUCCCCCAAUAAGCUGAUAAACUGACGUGAGGCUGCUUUGCCUUCAAUAUUAUGUAAGGUUUUUGACUGUUUCCAAAAGGAAAUUGGCUGAAACACACUUUUAACAACCUCAAGGAAGAUAAAAUUAGACCUUAAAAGGUAUCAAGAAGCCAAUCUGGUACUUCAUUGAAGCAUAACCAUAAUUGACCUUAAUAGGAACUCAUUUGCACUAAAGGAUUUGAAGUCUCUCAUAACUGUGGGUGUCUGCAGAACUUGCUUUUUCCACGAGUGCAAGGAGAGAGAAAAGCCAUUGUCAUGUCCAUUUCAUAAAGAAGGAAAGAGGGUUUGGAAGAUGGAGGGGGAGGAGUGAUUUUUACAGGCAGCUAUGUUCCCUCUCUACUCCAUUCUCUUCCAUAGAGGGGUAAAACCCGGCACAGGGACAUCAUUCAAGCACUCAGAUCCAUGUGUGACAUGUCCCAGCUAUCAUCUGCCAACCAGUACCCAAUCCUGAGUAAUGUUGCAGAAACCCAGUGUAGGUAGGAGGUGAGUGUGUCAGCUCACAUGCUGUGUCCUGUCACGGCAGCAGUGAGCCCAGCGGUGGACACCUGUGGCUGUCUUGCCCCCCCUGCACCAUCACACCCCCCCACCCCCCACCGCCCCAGUUGCUCUCCUUUGCUAGUGCACAUGUCUCUGGAUAUAAAGAUGUGCCAGGUUCUGAGCUCCUUGAGGUCUGAGCCAAUCUGUCAGUGAACAGCAGUAGACACAGCAAGCGAGGUCUCGGGGUUGAUAAAACAAGAAAUCUGUCUCCUCUUUGAUGGUGCAGACUUUUUGGAGGAGAGGCUAAUAUCUAUAAUCUAAUGUGAUGUUUUCAUUUAGGGCGGAAGGUAAAUGUGUUGCUUGCCAAGAGACCAUUCCUUAUUAUUUUUGCUGACACCCUAUUGAAACUGAAAAGCAACUAUAUAAAUCCUGUGAAUUUAUCAGUAGAGAUGUUCAACAGUUUUGGAAUAUGUGCAUCUUAUAAAUCAAAGCCUGUUUAGCAAGCAGGUUAAUACUGUUAUGAGGUAAAGCAUUGUUUUAUGGCAGGUAUUAUCACAUUCACAAUAUUUUAGUUCAGACAUGAAUUGUCGUUUUUACAUGAUACAGUAUUUUUUAAAAUUCAGUUCAGUGUCUGAGUUUCUCUGAAUUGUACAAUGACUUCAUUCAGUGACCUGUGGAGUACAAACAUACUCAUUUUUGUCCCAAUGAUUCAAGACUGCUUGUUCACUUUUGGCAAAAUAUGUGAAUUUAUAAAGAUUUUGUAUAUACUUG